AUGACUAAAACAGCGCAAGAAUUUAUACAAAACUCAUUCUCUCCAAUAAUUGCUACGUUAUGCAGUCCGAAAGUGGAUAAUAUAGUAUGUAAAAAUAAUUUAACAUUGCCGGAGUUGCUACAGCCUUUUACGAAACUAGACUGGGAAGGUCAAAUUCGGGAACCUGGAGGAAAUUUUUGUACAAUAAGAAAUUUAAAUUUAGUCAUUAGAGAUGUGCUUUGGAAGCCUCUUCAGCCAACUGAGGCUCGAAGACAACUUAACAAUGCAGUUUUACAUAAUUAUGAUGACAAAACUGUUAUGAUGAAAAUAGAUACAGAAAUAUUUGAUGUACCUCAAGCAACACCAUGGUUUGAUGCAUGGAGAGAAACAUAUUUGGAAGUGCAAUUCCCCUCUGAUCAUGAAUUUACAAAACAUUUCCUGGCUUGUAUAAUAGUCGCAACCACUCUGGAAGAUGACAUAGUUGAAACAUACAACACUCUUAACCAACAAUAUGCACAACUUCAAAAUGUCACCCCUCCCAAACUACCAAAGUGGUUUAACAGUUCAGUUUUGAAGUCUUAUCUCUUAUUACAUGAUGUUUCUGCAAUACCCAAAGAGAAAGCUGAUAAAAUGUUUGAAACAAUGAAACAAACAUUUGGUGCUCCAAACUGUUUUAUGUUAGCAAUAAAUUCCAAGACUUCUAUGGAACCUAAGUUAGCAACAGACUAUUGGACAAAUUAUCUUAAACAAUCAUCAGAGAGUAGUGUUGAAACAGUUUCACUUUCAAGCUCUUCUAGUAUACAUGAUGCUCAACUUACAUCUCAACCAGGACAUGCUAGUUUAUUAGAUGAUAGACAAAUUGCUUUAACAUCAUCAACUAAUGUGGAUGGGGUCCAUCCUUUGACAAAUGCUGAAUCAGACACAUAUGACAAUGCAAAUAGUUUACAGCCAUAUUCAUUCUCUGGUAGUUCGGAGAGUGUAAAUGUUGCUGGAAGACAAUUAGAGAGACAGAGUGAGAUUCAUGGAGCAGCAUUAAAUGCUAAUGACAUUGAGUCAAUGAAAUCGUUCUUAAAAGACUAUGUAUCUAAAGCAUUUGUUCCAUAUUUAGAAAAGCUUAUAGCACAACUUAAUGAAGUGGUAGCAAAUAAAAAAGGCGUCAGUAGAUCUUUGUUGUCCGCAACAAAGCGUUGGUUUACUGCUGGAAAAUCUGGGACAACAACUAUGAAUAAUACAGUCAUUUAUUCGAGCGACUGUCCAGAACUACAGCUUCGUCGUCUUGGGGACGUGUGGUUCAUGUGUGGUCAAUGGUCCCGGGCUUUCGAUAGUUACCACGCGGCGAAGCGUGAGUUCUACGCGGAUAGCGCGUGGCUCUGCUAUGCAGGGGCUCUUGAAAUGGCGGCUGUUAGUGCCUUCAUGGCCGGCGAUGCGAACCGCAAGACCUUCGGCUAUAUGGAGGAAAGCAUUGUCACAUAUCUCAAUACGUGCAGAAUGGUACAAUAUGCAGUUAGAGCUACUCUCCUCUCCGUGCCGUGUCUCAUCAGCGCCGGGUUCUACGGCGAGGCCGCUAAGCAACUUAUCCGAAUGACUUCAGAAGACAGCGAUUUACGGAGUGCUAUGCUUCUAGAACAGGCGGCACUCUGUUUCUUAAAAGGGCCCUCAACCAAAAUUAUGUCGAGAAAAUACGCCUUCCACAUGGUUUUAGCCGGACACAGGUUCUCCAAAGCCGGACAGAAAAAACACGCGUACCGCUGCUACAAGCGGGCGUAUCAGGUGUAUGAAGAUAGUGGGUGGCGCCUGUCAACGGACCACGUUCAGUUCGCCCUCGGUCGUCUCGCUGGUGCGUUGAGGGUCAAGGAAGCUGUGUCGUGGCUCGCGGCUCCUCUCGCACCUCACUCACCACAACCGGCCGCCAUGCAGGACGCCUUCCUUCGAGAGUUCAUGUUGGCACAUCAGCAAUUCGUUGAAACUUUAGAGGAGUUUAAAGAACACCUUCCAGUUUUGCCAGUACCGUUGUUAUCGGUAGAGGACACUGCGGUGUUGUGUGUUGGUCCUAUGCCUUUAUCGUCUCCGGGACGUAUCGCUGCUUCUUCACUAUCUUUGCCCCCGCAGAGGAAUUCCACUAAAGAUUACCCAUUCUGGCACAAAUUGGAGGAAAAUCUGCUUCAAGUGGCACAAGGCAGCGUCCCAAUGAUAUUUAAGCCAAGUAUAGAUUUAUAUACGCAGAAAACAGAUAGCAAUCCUAUUGUACCCAAAGGAGAACCAAUUCAGAUUGCCAUAACUUUAUAUAAUCCAUUAAAAAUUCCCAUACUCUUGAAGGAUUUGGAAUUGUUGUGGCAGUUUACUUUGGAUGCGGAUAAUACAGAGAUUUCUAGCGAUGAGAUCUUAAACAACGAGCCGUUAAUAGCGUCGGGACAAAUUAAAGAGAGUAAUGUUAUACGUGGACAGAAUUUGAAAUCGUUCUUACUGGAAGGGGAAUGUAAAAAGACGCUAAAUUUAACGGUCACCCCCUUACAGACUGGACAACUGUCCAUACAAGGAUUAGCGUUCAAUUUGAUAAACGUCGGAGAGGGAAAGAAUAAUGAAAAUGGCGUAUCAGUGUUGGGUAAAGUAAACUUACAGAAUGGUGCUAAUUGUUCUGAUAAAUUGUUACUAAUAACAGUUAUACAACAUGCUCCGUGUCUUCAGAUGACACUAUCAGAAACUGUGAGUGAAGUAAUAAGUGGAGAAAUAUUAACAGUGGACGUGGACUUCUGUAACGUUGGUCCCGUAGCAUUGAACAAUCUGUAUUUAGCAGUCUCGCACCCGGAGUGUAUGAGUGUGGUGGGCUCUAGUGAUAGUGAAGACGACUUUGGCGUUCUCUAUGACGAAAAAUAUAGACCGCCCCCCGACUUUACAGACGAGAGAGCAGCUCGCGCGGCAGCUCGUGCCAUGUCGGCUGCUCGUCGUGUGACGUCAGUAGCGCCGCAGUGCUCGGCGGGAGCGCACGUGCGGACCACGCUGCUGCUGCGGCCACACGCUCGCGCCUCUGACUUAUACUUACUCGCCUACUACGAGACCGGCCAACGAGCUCGCCCGCACCGCCUCCUUAGACAUGUCUUCCGUUUUAAACCCAUUGAAACAGUCGAGAUUUCGGUGACUCCUCGCAGAGGUUUGAGUACAGUUGACAAUAAAGUUAUAGAAAGUAUGCACCUUUCCAUCGAACUGAAAAAUGUUUGUAACGAGAAGGAAGAUGACAUAACGCUGGAAGUUCUAGAAGCUUCUCUAUUGAGCAGACAGUGGAGGUUGGCGGACAGCAGACACUCGUCCGAAACAGACAACUGUUUGAUAUCACGUGAAAGAAUUCAUUUCAUUUUGAAGAGUACGCGAAUAUUUGAAGAAUUACCAGAUGGUCGCGUCGAGUAUUCCUGUCUUAAAUUCGCUGAACAUCAUCCAGAAACCAAAGAUGAUAUAAAUAAGCCACCCUAUUCUAAAUUUGUAACUGACUACAUGUCUCCAUUACUAGAAAAUUUGGAAUCUAUUCAAAGUCCAACGAAUACUUCUGGCUUGAUUCAAUCCAUGUUGGUGUUGAGAUGGAAAGCGAACAAUAGAAAGACUAAUCGCAGAGUCGUCGGCCAACACUGCCUCUGGAUGGAUUGCUUUACUAAAACAUUAUCGAGGGAAAGAGAAAAAUUACCCGUUGAAGUGACAAGCGGAGUACAACUCGACGAAUUAGACAGCGCCACCGAUAUAACAGAUACGAAAAGCAAAAAUGAUAAUAACGAUCUCGUCAUCAUUAAAGUUGAACAUUCCAAUUAUAUUAAUCAUAAUUUUAAAGCAAAUAAGCUAUGCAUGAUACCCGUAGUAUUGAACAUAGUCAACUGUCAAGGAUCACCGGUAACAGUUUUUAUUGAUAUGCAUAAACAACAGAACAGGGAUUCUUCGGGAGAAAUUGGAUGGGCCGGUGCUCUUAAUAACGGCUUAGAUGCGGAUUCCAAGGAAUUAGGUGUGAAUGUGACAUUGGAUAAGUUCGAGUCGAGAAGAGUUCAGGUCCGAGCGUUGUGCGCCGCUCCAGGAACAUAUCUGGUGGGCGGUGCAUUCCACGUCACUACCAAACAGGACCAAAUCCUCAACUCGUACUUCCCUAACACAACUUCACUUUUGGUCGUCAAACAGAUUAGCUUCAUUUUAAGAAAUUUCAAUUGUUCGUUAAAAUACACAUCAAGAAUAAUUAGUUUCUUGACGUCGAAAAUAUUUUUAUUCACAGUAUCAUUACUCAAGACAUAUGCGAUUUCCGGUAAGAGUGUCGUCGAAAAGACCUUAGGUUGGCAAAGAUAUAAUACGAUGGCAGUACCUAGUAGAGCUCGGGUAUAUGCCGAUGUAAACUCACAAAAACCAAGUGAAUACUGGGACUAUGAGAGCUAUGUGGUGAAUUGGGGUAACCAGGAAGAUUAUCAGUUAGUACGAAAGCUUGGGCGCGGAAAAUACAGUGAAGUAUUUGAGGCAAUAAAUGUCACAAAUAACGAGAAAUGCGUAGUUAAAAUAUUGAAGCCUGUCAAAAAGAAGAAGAUUAAAAGAGAAAUAAAAAUAUUAGAGAACUUAAGAGGGGGCACAAACUUAAUAACAUUAGAGGCUGUUGUUAAAGAUCCUGUAUCUCGUACUCCAGCCCUAAUAUUUGAACAUGUGAACAAUACUGAUUUUAAACAGCUGUAUCAAACAUUGUCAGAUUAUGAUAUAAGGUAUUAUUUGUAUGAACUUUUGAAGGCUUUAGAUUAUUGCCACAGUAUGGGUAUUAUGCAUAGAGAUGUGAAGCCCCAUAAUGUUAUGAUUGAUCAUGAUAAUAGAAAGCUGCGUCUCAUAGACUGGGGGUUAGCCGAGUUCUACCACCCGGGUCAAGAGUAUAAUGUUCGUGUGGCAUCUAGAUACUUUAAGGGUCCAGAGCUCUUGGUGGAUUAUCAAAUGUAUGACUACUCCUUGGAUAUGUGGUCACUAGGUUGUAUGUUGGCAUCUAUGAUCUUUCGUAAAGAACCAUUCUUCCAUGGUCAUGAUAAUUACGACCAGCUUGUACGCAUUGCCAAAGUGCUGGGCACUGAAGAGCUUUUUGAAUACUUGGACAAAUAUCAUAUAGAAUUGGAUCCACGGUUUCAUGAUAUUCUUGGAAGACAUUCUCGUAAACGGUGGGAAAGGUUUGUACACUCGGAGAAUCAGCAUUUGGUGUCCCCUGAAGCUCUAGAUUUUCUGGAUCGUCUGUUACGCUAUGAUCACUAUGAACGUCAUACAGCCCGUGAAGCAAUGGAUCAUCCCUACUUUUAUCCAAUUGUGAAAGUGCAAGGCCUGAUGGUGUCUUCUAAUUCUCCUAGUCCCAAUGCAUUGCAAGGACCAAUAAAUGCAGCAGAAUAA
Molecule: messenger RNA, 5355 nt
Organism: Danaus chrysippus (African queen)
Lineage: Eukaryota; Metazoa; Arthropoda; Insecta; Lepidoptera; Nymphalidae
Source: the annotation of a GenBank genome assembly